CCAUCUCUGUCCUUCUGCGGUGUCUAUACUUUUGCUUGGUUCUACUUUUUGUGCAAAGCAAUGGCCAGAAAUAAAAAAAAGCAAAAGAACCAAAAGCACGGAGUGAGUCAGUCAAUGCCAAUGGCCGCCUCUGUUACAGAAGAAGAAACUACCCAAAAUGACAACCAAAACCAAACCGUAGAAAAAGAACGAGAGAGCUUUACUUAUGCCAUGCGACUCGUGAAUGCCUCAGUCCUUCCCCUGGCUUUAAAAACCGUCGUUGAUCUUGGUGUCCUUGAUGUUUUAUCCAUGGCGGACCCUGAUGUUGGGCUCACUGCUGCAGAGAUUGCCGAGAGGAUUCCUACCCGGAAUCCGGAGGCCCCUGGAAUGCUGGAGCGAAUCCUCAGGCUGCUGGUGAACGAGGGUAUUGUUUAUUGCAGUUCUGAACUUUUUGGCGAGGCCCCAGUGAAGUACCGCUUGGGUCGUGUGGGUAAAUACUUUGUGCGUGAUGAAAAUGGGGUUUCUUUGGCCCCUUUGAUGGCCUUGGCUCACGACAAAGUCUACUUGGAAACCUGGUCACAUCUGAAGGAUGCAAUUCUUGAGGGAGGAACUCCAUUUAACAGGGCCCACGGGACACAUUUGUUUGAGUACUCUGCUGGAGAUGCCAGGUUUAGUCAAGUUUACAACACAGCAAUGUUCAACCACACUACUCUAGUUUUUAAGAAGAUGCUGGAGUCCUACAGUGGUUUUGAGAACCUCAAGCAGGUGGUUGAUGUUGGUGGUGGAAUCGGAGUAGCCCUUAGCUUGAUCACUUUCAAAUACCCUUUUAUCAAUGCUAUUAACUUUGACUUACCUCAUGUUAUCCAGCACGCCCCUCCAUUUCCUGGUGUAAAGCAUGUGGAGGGAGAUAUGUUCAAAAGUGUUCCAAAGGGAGAUGCUAUUAUACUGAAGUGGAUACUCCGUGACUGGGAUGAUGAACACUGCUUGAAAUUGUUAAAGAACUGCUACAUGUCUGUUCCUGUUGAUGGAAAGAUAAUCGUCGUGGAGCAAAUUCUUCCAAGUUUUGCAGAGAUUAGUGCUGUUUCCAAAGACAAAUCUCAACUUGAUAUAGUUUCACUGACUCAAACCCCAGGAGGAAAGGAACGGAUGCAAGGUGACCUUUUCAAUUUGGCAUUCAGUGCUGGAUUUAAAAGUAUCAGUCUUGUAUCAUAUGUUUAUCACUAUUGGGUUAUGGAGUUCUUGAAGUAGAUGACAUCCUUGCCUUUUUAGGAUUUUGCAGUUAUCCCAGUUUAAAAGCAGUAAGCUCAUAUGAGCCCUUGUUAGUUACUCAUCCUAGAUGAGAAACGAAGUUGUUUGAUGUAAGGUUUCCUAGCAGAAGCUGGAAAAUGGUGUUUAAUAGAAGUGUCAUGAUAAACUUGGGUGAAUUUGUUUGAACAUGGUACGAAAAGACUUGAUGGUGCAUGGAUGUUGUGAAACUACAAACUAGCAUAAUUGGAAGAUGCUGUUUGACAGAACCGUUCUAGCUUGUUUUAAUAGCAUCACAGAUUCCAAAUGUAUCUUCUCUGGUUUUCACCAUACUUGACAUUACAACGGAGAUCUUUGAUGCA
This is a messenger RNA of Populus euphratica (Euphrates poplar), 1586 nucleotides long. Its product is annotated as caffeic acid 3-O-methyltransferase-like. The record is from RefSeq and is a predicted model, not a curated record. Bases 61 to 1227 code for a protein of 388 amino acids. Gene Ontology annotation, molecular function: protein dimerization activity; O-methyltransferase activity. The transcript is spliced from 4 exons. Lineage: Eukaryota; Viridiplantae; Streptophyta; Magnoliopsida; Malpighiales; Salicaceae.